ACGUUAGCUAAAUUACCUCUUCCACUGCUGAAUUAGAAAUAAUAUUCCCAGCGACAUUCAAUCGUCUUUGGCAUAAUAGCUGUCGUGUUGGCUGAUUUGCUAGUAGCCUAGCCUUUACGAAAACAUGUCAACAGCAGCUUCGCCAAACUUAAUGUAGAAACCUGCCAAGUUAAUAUUUCCAACAUAUUCGUCAUACAGGCAAGCCGAGACAUGCCCGAUUCCGUAUCGACUGGAACCGGUUCGAAGGUUUCGGACCCACAACAUUCCCAGAAACUCCUCAGGGUCCUUCGCACCUUCUGGCAAGAGCAAAGUUUCCACGAUGCGCUGCUGGUGGUUGAUGGAGAGGAGCUUCCUGUCCAGAAGAACAUCCUGGCUGCUGCCAGCCCAUAUAUCAGGACCAAGCUGAACUAUAAUCCUCCAAAGGAAGACGGGUCUACAUACAGAAUCGAGCUACAGGGGGUCUCCAUGCCCAUUAUAAAACAGAUCCUGGACUACAUCUUCAGUGGUGAAAUCGCUUUGAGUGAAGAGACCAUCCAGGACAUGGUGCAAGCAUCCGACCUGCUCCUCUUGACUGACCUCAAGUCCCUGUGCUGCCAGUUCUUAGAGAGCUGCAUCACUGCAGAGAACUGCAUCGGCAUCCGGCUUUUCUCUCUGCACUACUGCCUUAACCACGUCCACUACGCUGCCACUGAAUUUCUGCACACACAUUUUGGCGAUGUGGCGCGCACUGAGGAGUUCAGGGAGAUGCCCCCGGACCGACUCUGCGAGUUGCUGAACAUGGAGAAGCUGAACAUUGGCAAUGAAAAGCACGUGCUGGAGGCUGUGGUGAGAUGGUACGCACAUGACCCAGAGGAUCGCAAGGUACACAUGAAGGAAGUGAUGUCGGCUGUAUGGCUGCAGGGCCUGGAUGUGAGCUACCUGAGAGAGCAGUCCAUGGGAGAGCCUCUGAUGAGGGAGGUGAUCAGAGACUACUGUCAGCAGGUGCUGGUGGCUGGACCGCUGCAGGGUGAAGCUCUGCUCGAUGCCUUCAAACCCAGAGGAUACUCAGAGUGCAUUGUUAUUGCCGGAGGAGAGGAUCGCAAAAACAAGAAGCCAACUGCCGUGACGCGCUGCAUGUGUCCGCUCUACGACGCCAACAGACAGGCCUGGAUCGAGCUGCAGCCAAUGAGCAUCGCCCGCCUUGGCCAUGGGUUGGUCGCUGCCGAGGGUUUUCUGUUUGCGUUGGCCGGAGUAGAUGAACAUAACGCAAUCCUUAACACUGGAGAGAAGUAUGACCCUGACUCCAACACCUGGAGCCCCAUUCCUCCAAUGCGACAGGGGCGUCAGAACUUUGGUGCGGUUGAGCUCGACGGGCAGAUCUACGUUCUCGGAGGAGACAACAACGAAACAGAGCUGAUCACUGUUGAAGUGUUUGACCCUCACUCUAAUACCUGGAAAAUGCAGACCAGUAUGACUACGGUCCGCAAGGUGGCCUGCUAUGCCUCCAUGAAUAAGAAGAUCUACGCCAUAGGUGGGGGUUCCUACGGGAAGCUGUGUGACUCCGUUGAAUGCUAUGACCCCAAAACCCUUCAGUGGACAGGCCUCUGCCCUGUGAAAGAGAGGAGGUUUGGGUCUGUGGCGUGUGGCGUGGGCCAGGAGCUCUACGUGUUUGGCGGAGUCAGGAGCAAGGAGAAUGAAAACCCUGAACAAAGACAGAUGUUGACCUGCAAGUCUGAGUUCUACCAUGAUGAAAUGAGGAGGUGGAUGUUCCUGGAUGACCAGUCCCUCUGUAUCCAGACCAGCUCAUCCUUUGUGUGCGGCGCUGUGGCCAUCGGAGCCAGCAUUUAUGUGGUGGGAGACCUGGAUACAGGAACAAGCUUCGACUACAUCCGAGAGUUUCGCCGUAGCACUGGGACGUGGCAUCACACCAAGCCUAUGUUACCCAGCGACCUCUCCAAAACAGCCUGCGCCGCCCUGCGCAUCGCCAACUGUCGACUGUUCCGCCUUCAGUGGAGCCAGGGUAUGUUCCGGAUCAGAGUCUGACUCCGGGACACCAGCUGGUCGACCUGUGUUGGCUCUGUACGUCACUUUUGCACACUGGUACCUUCUACCUGCUGUAGGUCUGGGUUAAGGGAUUUCAUGAACACUAAAGUAAAAUGGUUGGUUGAUAUUGAGGAUUGUGACUCUCUGUUCAGGGGUUUAUACUCCAGUGAGACUUGACGGGACAAAAGUUUAUCCUUUUUUUAACAUUAAAGGUUUUAUGGCAGGGUUUUUUUUUACUAUAAACUAAAUAUUUUUUCUUCUUAACACGGGGUUUGUUCAUUUCAUCGUUCACUUCAUUUUUUUGCUUUUUAUUUUGAUCAAUAUUCCUCAUUUGUAAUGUUUACAGGUUGCUUGGUGCGGGGUUUGAACUGCAAACAGCACUUCCUAAGUUAACUACCAUAUUAUUACAUGAGGGAUUCUGCUUGAGAUUUUAAAAGCACUGCUGUGUUGCAAUUUUUAUUGUACAAUGUUUUACGUUUGGUGGUGUAUUGGUUAUCUUUCUGGCCUAUCAUAAGCCCCUUUCAUCAUGACGUUUACGGCUCUGUAACGUCUCGCGGAAUCGGGAUGCCUGAAUCAAGUGAU
Molecule: messenger RNA, 2604 nt
Organism: Centropristis striata (black sea bass)
Lineage: Eukaryota; Metazoa; Chordata; Actinopteri; Perciformes; Serranidae
Gene: gan
Product: gigaxonin
Exons: 13
Coding region: 211-2022 (603 amino acids)
Biological process (GO): regulation of cytokinesis; cytoskeleton organization; protein ubiquitination
Cellular component (GO): Cul3-RING ubiquitin ligase complex
Molecular function (GO): ubiquitin-protein transferase activity; cullin family protein binding
Source: RefSeq, a predicted model, not a curated record